This is a messenger RNA of Oryza brachyantha (malo sina), 874 nucleotides long. RefSeq names its product NRR repressor homolog 2-like. The record is from RefSeq and is a predicted model, not a curated record. The transcript has a single exon. Gene Ontology annotation, biological process: regulation of systemic acquired resistance. The coding region runs from base 56 to 532 and encodes 158 amino acids. Lineage: Eukaryota; Viridiplantae; Streptophyta; Magnoliopsida; Poales; Poaceae.
UCCACAUAUAGGCAUGCACGCCUAAGCAGCUACCACCGGAGGCCGUCCGGUGGCAAUGGAAGCCCGGUCCAGCAAGAAGAAGAAGAAGAUGACAACGACGACGACGACGAUGACUUCUCGGUCGUCGUCGCCGCCGCCGCAGGAGGAGACGACGACGAUGAGCGAGGAAGAGGAGGAGCAGAUGGAGAGGUUCUACGCUCUCGUGGCCAACGUCCGCGCCAUGAGGGCCAUGUUCAAGGGGGCCGAGGCAGCGCCGCCCAGCUGCGACGACGCCGGCGACGCCAGCGCCAGCUGCGGCGGCGGGGGGAAGAAGCGGCCGAGGGCGGCGCCGUGGCGGCCGGCGUUCGAGAUGGCGGACUUCGAGUGCGACGCCGCGACCACCACCACCACCACCGAGGCGGCCACGAAGAAGGGAAAGAUCAGAUGCGCGGCGGACGCCGGCGGAGCGGACGACGGAGGCGAGGUGGUUGUGGAGGCGAAACCGGUCGCCGUCGCUGGGGCCGGGAAGUCGCCGAGGCCCGACAAGAAUUGACCGGGGGCCGGCCUGACAGUGACAGAUGAUGUGUUCGCCAGAAGAGAUGAAUUGUGCACCACUCAAAAUCGUGACAUCCUCCUGAUGACUUCCAUUUCACAGCUUCAGAUUUUACGCCCAACUAACUAAUGCCGCUGAAUUCUCUAAGAGGAAGUGGUAAAUACAACUGCCUCUUUUAUCUUUAAGCAAUUUAUGGUUGUUGACUAUGUAUGUACAAAAGAUACUAAAACUUGCAUAUAAAAUUUAGUAUCUAAGAUACUAAGAGCUACCGAAUUUUACAUAAAAAAGUAGUAUAUCUUAUGGUACUUUCUUUAACACCCAUAAAGUGUUCUUUAUCUUAAG